Molecule: messenger RNA, 2266 nt
Organism: Diatraea saccharalis (sugarcane borer)
Lineage: Eukaryota; Metazoa; Arthropoda; Insecta; Lepidoptera; Crambidae
Source: the annotation of a GenBank genome assembly
AUGUCGGUAUCUGUACGCGUCGUGUUGUGGCGCAGCGCCGGCGGGCGCGCCGGAGCGCGUGCGCUGCGCCGCGGCGUCGGCGCAGGCGGCGCGCGUGUGGUGGCAGCCCCCGCCCCCGCCCGCCCCGCGCCUGCUGGGGUGGUGAACGAUUUGGAGGGUCAAGUGGAAACGCGUCGCGCGGGCGGCACGGAGACGGUGCUGCAGGCGCUGCAGAGCGGCACCAACUACUCCAUCUCCGUGCGCGCGCGCACCGCCGCCGGCCCCGGGCCCGUCUCCGACCCCGUGUCCUGCGUCACGCUAGAGGAUAUUCCAGGGCCCCCCGCAGACGUAAAGGCGUUGGCGCACUCUGAUCAGUCGGUGAUCGUGAGCUGGCUCCCACCGGAACGCAGGAACGGGAACAUCGAUCACUACACGGUCUACACGAGACCACAGAGGGGUGGUCAGCAGUCGCAGGUGAUGGUGAGGGCGAGCGGGGCUCGGCAGGGGGCGGCGGAGGGGCAGAGGGAGCUGCAGACGGAGGUGACCGGUUUGAGGGAGCACGCGGUGUACGAGUUCUGGGUGACCGCCACCUCCGCCGCCGGGGAGGGGGACACGAGCGCCGUCCUCACCACCGCGCCCCACGCCAGAGCUCCGGCGGCGAUCUGGUCGUUCGGCGGCGUGGUGCGCGCCGUGUGCGGGCGCGCGCUGCGGCUGCGCUGCGGCGCCGCGGGCGGCCACGUCACGCGCGUGUGGGCGCGCCGCCGCCCCGCGCCCCCGCUGCAGGCCGACCCGCGCUACCUGCUCGACGGGGAAUACCUCGUCAUACUCAAUGUGGACCGCAGCGUGGCGGACAACUACACGUGCGCGGCGCGCAACGCGCUGGGCGCGGGCCGCGCGGCGUGGGAGGUGCGCGCCGCCUGCGCCCCCCCGCCCCCGCGCCUGCGCCUGGCGCACGCCGCGCCCGCCGCGCUCGCGCUCGUCUGGGACUCCACCGUCGGACCUAUCAAAGGCUACACCCUGGAGCACGGGCGCGCGGAGGGCGGCGCGGAGGGCGGCGCGUGGGCGCGCACGCGGCUGGCGGCGGACGCGCGCGGGCACACGCUGCGGCGGCUGGCGUGCGGCGCCGUCUACAGGGUGAGACUGAGUGCGUACAACGCCGCGGGCGCUUCGCCGCCCAGCGAGGAGCUGCUCGUGUCUACUAAAGGAGGACCCUCUAGAGCGGCACCAGAGAAGACGUUGAUAAUGACGAACAGCAGCUGCGUUAAUUUAAAUCUUCUCACGUGGGACAGCAACGGCUGUCCUCUAUUCCCGUUCGUUGUAUCUGUGAGAGGAUUCGAAGAGACUUCGUGGCGAUCCAAGACUGUGGGUCCCGCCAUCCAACCGACGUCCAUAUGCGACCUGCAGCCCGCCACUUGGUAUCAUUUGAAGAUCGUCGCCACUACCGCUGCGGGGACUACACUAGGGAACUACUAUUUCGCCACAUUGACGGAGGAGGGCGGUAAGGUGCUUCGAAUCGUUGUUUCUUUAAGUUAAUGACAAAAAAGCAUGGACUUAGUACUAAAACAGGACAGAAUACUUCCAGCUAAAAAGCGAGCCGAGCUAGAUGCCAAGUAGAGAGGCUUUAUGUCCCUUUUUAAUAAGGUGACAAUAAAAUUUGUUUUUAUUUAUUAUGGAACAAACAGUUUAUACCACUUAUGAGCACAAAGUAUUAACAAAAAGUAAAUUUACAGUUCCCUUUAUUACCUUAUUUAUAAUACAUCUCAACUGUUGCAGGUACCUCUCUAUAAAAUAGAUUUAAUGACUACGUAUUACACAUUCUAUAUAACAAUGAUCAAUAUCAAAUUAAUAGUAGUGUUUUACCUAUGUUUAGAGUUUUACCUACGUAUAUUAACAAUUACACUUAUACAUCCAAUUGAUGCAAAUGUACAGCGACUUAGCGUUUACAUUAAACUUUCAAAACUAUUAACGUCGUUGUGUAGCGUGCAAGUUAUUCGAUAUAGUUAUUGCAUCCGUAACAAGUUUUGCUUUGUUUCACACCGAAUAAUUAUUUUUAGAGUUGUCCUUUCCUUAGGAACUCGAAAAUCAUUUUUUUUUUUCUAAAUGUACUGGGCAACGUCUAAGUCAAUUAAAAUUUUGAACGAAUAGUUUAUAAAUAUAACAUCUCUUCGGUGUCUUUAGGAUGUUAUAAUUAUGAAAACUAGAGACGUCUUAUAAUUUAAGUGUGGAUUACUAGUUCUGUAAUCCAACGAUUUAGUUAACUUGCGCUGUACCUUUUCGAAUUUGUCUU